AUGUCUGCUUCAUCGGCACAUCAGCACGAGGUCGCGAUUUCUGCGUCGGGACAUAACCAGGAAUAUUUCAAUAAAGAGGCGGCAACCUACGACAGCAAGCAUGAGAAGACGCUUAACAGGUUGAUUGAAGAGAUCCGUGCGCGACUCGACUUCAUUGGCGCGGACUGGGUUGAUGACGACGAGAGCGAAGACGACGAUGGGAACGAAGACGACGGAGGCAAGAAUGGUCAAGCGGCCCAAGCAGGGAAGACUGUGAGACUGUUGGACUAUGCUUGCGGAACCGGUGUCGUAUCUAGGGCGCUCGCUCCUUACACCACGCAAUGUGUCGGCAUCGAUCUGUCAGAGAACAUGGCAACUGCCUACAACGCCCGCGCGGAGAACCAGGGCCUCACCCACUCGGAGAUGCAUGCCUACCAAGGCAACCUCUGCGUUCCCGAGGACCCCAACCCAGCGGCGUUUGCCGCGCCCGAGUUCUUCUCCUUUGACGUGGCCGCCGUCGGGCUCGGGUUCCAUCACUUCGAUGACCCGGCCCUGGCGGCUCGCCGGCUGGCCGAGCGGCUCAAGACGGGAGGCGUGCUCGUGAUCUUGGAUUUCUUCGCCCAUGACAAGCCGGAUCCCUCGCAUCCGGCCACGCAGACCGUCACGCACCACGGCUUCUCCGAGGAGACGAUCAGGCGCAUCUACGAGGAGGCUGGAGUGGGAAAGGAUUUCGCGCUGGUGGAGGCGGGUGUGGUGUUCCACUUCUCCAAGGAGAACGGCACCGAAGUGAGGAGGAGGAUCUUCAUCGCGCGCGGGACCAAGGCUUGA
This is a messenger RNA of Thermothielavioides terrestris NRRL 8126, 807 nucleotides long. RefSeq lists its product as uncharacterized. Lineage: Eukaryota; Fungi; Ascomycota; Sordariomycetes; Sordariales; Chaetomiaceae. The coding region runs from base 1 to 807 and encodes 268 amino acids. The transcript is spliced from 7 exons. The record is from RefSeq and is a predicted model, not a curated record.